GCUCGGGCGCCUGCCAUUGUGGCAUCUUAUAGCGUCCUGAUCCAUUGCUUGACGCAGCAGCUAAAGGAACGGUCUGUGUAGUGCGCUAGGACCCCAGCCUCUGGAACUCCUGCAAACUAGCGAGGAGACACUCGUCGAGUUUCCCCUGUCAAGACAAGUAUCGCCAUGGACUUGGUGGCAUGCGGCCGUAGCUGCCACACUGCAUGGUCAUCUGGAGCUGCGUCCGUUUCUACACCUUCUCACUUAGAACGUGGAGCGUCGGAGUCUGUGCGUGUGUCAAGGAGAAAUCGUGUUGUCCCUGCAAUCGCCGUUCUUCGAUCCACAACGUUUAUCGACAACACAGGCUGUGCAGCUCGUCGUCAUCGAAAGGAAGAAGGAAAUCAAUCGGAAGGGCGGAGGCUCCCAACAACUGUUGGUAGCAAUGUAUGCCCAUCCCAACGUCGCUGCCCAUCCUUCGUAUCAGCAUCCCGCAAUGCACAUGUCUGCACGCGAGCUGGAGGUCGUAAUGGAGCUGUUGGCGCUGUCAGUGCCGAAAGAACAAACACUUCUGUGGCUACAAAGUUCAUAGCAGACUCUUCUUCUCCGUCCACGGAACAGAGAAAGAUGACACUGGUGUUCGUAGGGGCGGAGGUUGCGCCCUGGUCCAAGGUCGGAGGUCUGGGCGAUGUGAUGGGUGCCCUUCCAACGGCGCUCGCUGCUCGUGGACAUCGCGUGAUGACGAUAUCUCCGCGCUACGAUCAGUACCACGAUGCUUGGGACACCAAUGUCACUGCGCAGGUGAGCCUCGGGGGGGAGGUGGCGACUGUUCGCUUCUUCCAUUCGCGCAGUCGAGGAGUGGACCGGGUGUUCGUCGAUCAUCCGCUUUUCCUCGAAACGGUGUGGGGCAUGACAGGUCAAAAGAUCUACGGCGAGAGAGUGGGGGUUGAGUAUCCUGAGAAUCCUCUGCGGUUCUCCGUCUUCUGCCAGGCUGCACUCCAGGCUCCCUUGCUCCUCCAUUUGGCGGAGGGCCUGGGUUUGUCGUCCCCGUACGGGGAGGACGUGGUUUUCGUCGUCAAUGAUUGGCACGCCGCCCUUGUUCCUCUAUACCUGAAGAGCCGAUUUCAGUCCAGAGGCACGUACGCAAAUGCCAAGGUUGCAAUGUGUGUGCACAAUCUGGCUUAUCAAGGCCAGUUUCGUGAAGGCGAAGUCGAAUACAGCACCCUGGACCUUCCUGCGGAACUUCGACCAGCAUUCGAGCAGCAAGUGCCCAACAGCCGCAGCGAAAAGUCUGGAGAGGACCUGCGAGUACUGAAUUGGAUGAAAGCGGGAUUUGAGUACUCCGAUUUGCUGUUGACGGUCAGUCCCGCGUAUGCGACUGAGGUCUCCACAGAGCACGAGCGUGGCGCAGGUCUGCAAGACCUGAUUUCAAGGAAGGGGAUGCUUGGGAUAAUGAAUGGUGCAGAUGUGACGGAGUGGAGUCCGGUCAAUGACAAGUUCCUGCCUCAUAGAUACGACGUCAACUCGGUGUUUGACGUCAAGCCCUCUUUGAAGCAGCAGUUGCAGGCGGAGGCAGGCUUCGCAGUCCGUCCGGAAGUUCCUCUGUUUGGGUUCAUGGGCCGGCUGGACGAGCAGAAGGGGUCGGACAUCUUGGCUGCCGCCAUCCUUAAGCUCGUGGAGGAGCGCAAAGGAGAGGCUCAGUUCAUCAUGCUGGGAACCGGCAAGGCUCGGUAUGAGAAACAGAUGCAAGAUCUGCAGAAAAGAUUUCCCGGACAGGUGCGGGCGAUGACGAGAUUCAGUCCCCGACUGGCCCACAUGAUCGUUGCUGGGUGUGACUUUAUGGUGCUGCCCAGCCGCUUUGAGCCUGCCGGACUCGUGCAGCUGCACGCUAUGCUGUACGGCACGAUUCCAGUUGUUGCAUCCACAGGCGGUUUUCGGGACUCCGUGCGAGACGGUGUGACCGGCUUGCACAUGGGGAAGUUCGGCGUCAAGCCGGAUGGAACAGCGGAGGAUGUCGCCAAGGCGGUGGAGGGAUUACAGCGGGCAAUCCAGGUGUUCUCUACCGCUCGCUUCAGAGACAUGGUCGUGGCGGCCAUGUCACAGGACCUCUCCUGGAAGGGUCCUGCCCGGGCUUGGGAACAAGCAUUGCUGAAUCUGUUCAAGGAGGCACGGAAGCAAGGAAGAGAGACGACUGAGGUGUUUCCCGGAGAGAAGGUGGAGAAACACCUCCCAGCGAGAGGUGCUGCCAAGGAGACUCUGCCUGCGACCAUCAGUCUUUGACAGUGUAGUUGAGAUUGUGCGGUGCAUGGCCUUUGGAUGCAGUUGAGGUGCUCCAUGAGCGGUUACCAUAGGGUAGGGAAGUCAGUGCAACACUACAACGCUAAUGCUAUCUGUCGGAAAGUGUUUACAGGUCAUUGAAUUUCAGGUUCGGAUUUUUGGACGCUUUUGGCGGUCAAUGGUCAUUUAGGGACACACUCAGGCCAGUUUUGGAUAGCAGACUCUAAGACGAAUGUGCCUUCGACUAAUUCAGGAUUUUCUAGAAUAGAGGACGAUGCAGGGAUCCCUUUCAGUAAUUGAGUUGUUUCAUCUUAUUGUGGUGAGGCCUUUGUAAAGCGGAGUGUUCUUUACCGCUACGUGCAGUUGAAUUGUCUCUUUUUUCCCUGUAACUGCUACCCAGGACUCCAAGGAGGCUAUCAGGGAUUUAGGGGUGAAAAGAGCAGCCUCCGACAGCAGAGUGCGAAUGCAGUCUGUUGGUGGGGAGCUUGACCUGCUGGGAAAACGGUCUAGCGUCCCUUACAGAAUUCAAUUGCAGUGGAGAGAAAGGAUUGGAGCAUUUUUUGCCGUGGGGGUUUUCAUGGGAUUGACUGAAAGUGUUUUGGCGGUCCAUCGAUACUGGUUCUUCAGCCUGAACCUAUGCCACCAUAGGUGAGCCUAUCGCACCAUAUAUGAGGUGUGACGAGCUGAGACCAAGCAGAAUGACAUUGUCAGCAGCAGUAGCGAUCUGUGGGAGGAUGAAAUAUCACAUAAUAGCAGCUGGUAUUGAUUUGGGGAUGUAGUGCCGCAAUUUUGGUUGUAAGAAGAUGCCGAAGGCGAUUGCAGUACGGAGCAAUGAUAAA
Messenger RNA from Chara braunii, 3092 nucleotides. Lineage: Eukaryota; Viridiplantae; Streptophyta; Charophyceae; Charales; Characeae. The record is from the annotation of a GenBank genome assembly.